Molecule: messenger RNA, 1125 nt
Organism: Ixodes scapularis (black-legged tick)
Lineage: Eukaryota; Metazoa; Arthropoda; Arachnida; Ixodida; Ixodidae
Product: vesicle transport through interaction with t-SNAREs homolog 1B
Exons: 1
Coding region: 150-842 (230 amino acids)
Biological process (GO): vesicle fusion with Golgi apparatus; regulation of protein localization to plasma membrane; retrograde transport, endosome to Golgi
Cellular component (GO): late endosome membrane; Golgi apparatus; endoplasmic reticulum membrane
Molecular function (GO): SNAP receptor activity; SNARE binding
Source: RefSeq, a predicted model, not a curated record
UCGAGCGCGUUCAUAUCACUGCUCUUGUCGCUGGUUUCUGCGAUUUUUUACGGUGGGGUGUGUUUCGUGUCACGUUUGUGUCUUGGAGCCGUUUUUCGCGAUUCUUCACGUCCGUGAACGCCCCCGGCUUUCCGCUGGACUUCUCAGCGAUGCAUCACGGCAUGUCGUCCGAGAAGUUCGAAGACCUCGAAGAGGACCUCAGGGCCCUCCUCGACGACAUCAAGCGCAAGUUGGACGGGACCCGCAAUCGCCUUCAAAGCGGCGAAAGCAAGAAAACCCAGCUACGCGAAGUACAGCGUAAACUGGACCAGGCCAACGACGUCCUCCAAGAACUCCAGGACGAAGCCCGCUCGGCGCCCAACCCGUACCGUAUCCAGAUGAACGCCAAGACCCGCAAGUACCGGACUGAACUCGACGACGUCAACAAGGCGGUUGUCACACUGGCGACCAGCAUCAACGCCAGCGGCGCGAGGCAGGAACUCCUGAGCCCUUCGACCGUCAUCGGUGACUUUGGGAACGAUCCUCAGCGCAGUCGGCUGCUUCAGAUGAACGAAACCUUGGGCAGGACCACCGAUACCCUCGCGCGAACGUUUCAAGUCGCUGCCGAGACCGAUCAAGUCGGGGUUGCCGUGGCCGAAGAGCUGCGCACGCAGCGCGAGUCUCUAGUCCGGACCAAAGAGCGGCUCGAAGAGACCGAUCAGAACUUGACGACGAGUCGUAAGAUACUGCGCACCAUGUACAGACGCGUGAUCACCAACAAACUCAUUCUGAUCUUGAUCAUCAUCAUGGAAAUUAUCAUCUUGGGUGGCAUCGUGUACUGGAAGUUCUUUAUGAAAAAGUGAUUUGGCGAUGGUGAAUCUGAAAGUCGUGUGUUGUUGCUUCGUUGUGUAGUGUUGUUUUACCCAAUAAUUGUCAACGUUGAGAACCCGACGCUGCGCAGAUUUUCCUACUGUGAUUUUGCGUCGCGGACAACGGGCAAUGAAAGCAUGUGCCCAUAUUUAGGGACCAAUAAUAUAUUCGAUAAGGGCGUCAAAUAGCUACACAUUUUGUGGACUUGUACGGGUUCCGAUCUCCUAUCCUUCCGAGGUAUUUUUCGGCAAUAAUAAACUAGACAUAAAAUCGUUA